AGGGGCACCUAGCAGUCCUACCCUAUCUCUGGCUAGCAGUGGGCAGGACCAGGUCCGUGUCUUGUGAGCUCCUCAAGAAUGAGAACAGUAGGAUGGGAGUAGGAACCUGGCAAGUGUGUGUGUAUGUGCUCACAUGUGUGAAGUCCACACUCCCACCAGUCCUCAGGUGACUUGCGCCUGUUUACCCCUCUGGCCUCAACCCCCCAUAUGGCCCUUUCUCUUCUGACUGCUCUGUCAUGCAGAACCCUUCCCAUCUUUUUUAGCAUCUUUCCUUCCAUCCCAGGCCCAGUUAUUCAUCCCAAGGCAUCCUAGAUUCCUUAGAAGCCCUUGCCAAAAUUGUAAUGCAGUAGUGAAGUAGUCAUUCCGGGGAGUUUCUAGUCCCCCAUCACCAUCAGACUGGAAGGCCCCACGGGCGCAGGCCCCUUCUCUGUUUUCCUCAAUAUUCCCCCAGUAGCCAGCCCCGCACCUGUCACCUAGAAGAUGCUCAAUAAGUGAUGCAAAAUGGGAGAAUGAAUGUACUUUGUUUGGAGGUGUGUGCCUUUGGUAUCACAGGCAGGCUCUUCAUUCCUAAAGGCCCAGAGGAGUGGGCAGCAAUUGGGCUCUCCCUGAGCCUCAGGGCAUCCCUCCACUCCAUCUGCAGCCGAGUGUUCCCUCAAGGACUCCCAGAGGAAUUUGCCCUAGUGCUCACCCUCCUGCUGAAGAAGCAUACCUACCAGAACACAUGGUACUUGUUUCAAGUGACUGAUGGAAAUGGGUAUCCACAGAUUUCCCUGGAAGUCAACAGCCAAGAGCAGAGCCUGGAGCUCCGGGCACAGGACCAAGAUGGUGAAUUUGUGUCCUGCAUCUUCCCAGUGCCCCAGCUCUUUGACCUGCGUUGGCACAAGCUAAUGCUGAGUGUGGCUGGACGUGUGGCCUCUGUACACGUGGACUGCAUCUCAGCCUCCUCCCAGCCUCUGGGGCCCCGGAGACCUGUGCAGCCUGUGGGCCAUGUGUUUCUGGGAUUGGAUGCUGAGCAGGGGAAGCCUGUCUCAGUCCUCUGGGGGGUGGUGCUGGGGCAGAGAAUUUCAACAUCUGUAAGGAAUCUGGGCCCAUUGCCAAGGGCCAAUUCUCUUCCAGGUGAGCAGUGCCCCCCUUCACAGCAGGAAGGACUCAAGCUGGAACACAGCAUCAACCUAUCAGCCAAUGUAACUGGCUUCAACCUCAUUCGCCGACUCAGCCUCAUGAAGACAACUGCCAUUAAGAAGAUCCGAAACCCCAAGGGGGGGCCUCUCAUCCUGCGGCUGGGAGCAACCCUGCUCACCCAGCCCACGCGCCGAGUGUUCCCUCAAGGACUCCCAGAGGAAUUUGCCCUAGUGCUCACCCUCCUGCUGAAGAAGCAUACCUACCAGAACACAUGGUACUUGUUUCAAGUGACUGAUGGAAAUGGGUAUCCACAGAUUUCCCUGGAAGUCAACAGCCAAGAGCAGAGCCUGGAGCUCCGGGCACAGGACCAAGAUGGUGAAUUUGUGUCCUGCAUCUUCCCAGUGCCCCAGCUCUUUGACCUGCGUUGGCACAAGCUAAUGCUGAGUGUGGCUGGACGUGUGGCCUCUGUACACGUGGACUGCAUCUCAGCCUCCUCCCAGCCUCUGGGGCCCCGGAGACCUGUGCAGCCUGUGGGCCAUGUGUUUCUGGGAUUGGAUGCUGAGCAGGGGAAGCCUGUCUCA
Heterocephalus glaber (naked mole-rat) is the source of this 1703-nucleotide messenger RNA. Lineage: Eukaryota; Metazoa; Chordata; Mammalia; Rodentia; Bathyergidae. The record is from RefSeq and is a predicted model, not a curated record.